AUGGAAUGGACGACAAAUCCUCGCUUAGACUCCAGCGCAAACCCACGACGCAUUCCGCCCGACCUCCGCAAGCGCGCCGUCGUCAGCUGCGAUCGGUGCAAGAGGCGGCGGCGGAAAUGCGUCCGUCGUGCCUCUGCCUCGACCUGCGAGUUGUGCAAGGAGAACUCAGUGCCAUGCGUUACCACGAUUCCCCGUAAGCGGCCUUCUGCUGCUGUUCAGUCUUUUCCAAUGAACGAGGACCUGCCUCCUCGACAGCUACUUAUGGAGCAACUGGUCGGCAGGCUGUUCCCAGAAGUGGCAGUCGCAGACGUCAAUGAGCUUGCCAAACUUGCAGACUGUCUUGAGACAAGUCGUGUUCAGUUACAAUUCGUUCGAGACAAGAUAUUAUUAACGACAAACGGUUCCAUCGUGCAGUGUGAUCUUGUGUCUUCAACCUCUCGCCCGAUUCUCGAGGACCGCCUUUCGUGUGUAUCACCGAGCGAGCGUGGAAGGUUUGCCACAACACCACUUGGGCUCUCUUCCAUUCCAGCACCAUCACCAUCAUCCUCACCCGCAACAACAAGCAGUCCGAGAGGGAACUGCAGUGAACGGAUCCUGCAGAAUUCCUCCGGGACGCUUUGCUACUUCGGCCCGUCCAGCUCAAUGGCAUUUGUGACGCAACUCCGGGAACAUCUGAUUUCGACAGCGAUCCAGAACUCGGAGAAGUUACAGCCAAAGCAGCGACGACUCCGCCAGAGAUUUGUUGCGGACAACUACUGUUGCACGAUGGAGGAGCCCUCCGCGGCAAGAAAUACUCAGGCGAGCACACAACAUCGCAGCGACUCGCUGCAGUCGGUUCCAGAAGACAUGGACGAUGUGUCCGUUGAUGCCUAUGCCUUAACGUCACCAAUGCCUGACGGGCCGCAAAGGCUCGUCGACCUUUUGCCGGCGCGAGAGGAAGUGGAGCACUUGGUUGAAUUGUUUUUCGUGCACAUCCAUCCAAAUAUGACCUUGUUCCAUCGACCCCUGUUCCAAAGCGCUCUUGAACGGCUUUGGACCUCAGACCGGGAAUCUUCGCUGGAUGUUGGAUGGUUGACUUGUUGCCUUCUUGUGCUCGCCUUCGGUUGCAAAUACCUCGAGUCUACCUCGACUGACGAGACCACUUCAGGACCACCAAGAAACACCCGCAACCUCCAGCAGAGAUUCGUGGAGAUCGCCCUGGGGAAUGUAGCGCGAUUAAUUCAAUGUGCUACUCUCCAAAGUGUGCAGGCGCUGGCACUCCUCUCGCUCUAUCUCAACACCACGCACCAGCGGAAUGCCUCAUGGAUCAUGAUGGGCUGUAGUAUCAGGAUGGCGAUCGGCCUGGGUAUGCAUCGGAGCGACAAGGUACUACUACAGCAGCAGAAAAGUGUCCUUUCAACGGCUGUCGUUGACAGGGAGUUGAGAAAGCGGGUUUGGUGGUCGUUGUACGUCUUUGAGCAGUAUAAUAGCGCCCUCUUUGGCCGUCCUAGUGCCAUCGACGAACAAGAAACAACCGCCGACUUGCCCACGGACUCAAUCCUUGACGGGGGCUACCACCGCCCCCCGGGACUCGUCACACAUGACAUAUCUCUUGCGCGCAUUGUCGACAGGAUUCGCAAAUCCCAGGCCGGCCAAGGGCACCGAGGCGAACCAGGCCUGUCUGACGACCAGAUCGCACACCGACACCUAGACGAGUUGGAUACAUGGUACGCAGAACUGCCUCCCUUUCUGAGGUUCGACGCAUCGAACCAGCGUUACGUCUACCCAAGCCACUUCCGACAACUCAUCACUCUCCAGCUCCGCUACCAACACGCUCGGCUGCUGUUGACACGUCCAUUCUAUCUGCGCCUAAUCCAGACCCAAUCAUCAUCACCACCCAGCGGCCAAGCAGGAGCAGGAGGGGAAGUCGAUGCUGAUGCUGAUGUUGAUGCCGAUACCGCAACCGCGACCACCUGCAGGUUUGGCGACAUCUGCAUUGCAUCGGCGCUCGACUCGUGGCGCCUAGCCCAACACCUGUGGGAGAGAGGGCAGUUCAACGACGGGGACAUUGGACUCGACGGCGUGUUUUUAUACCAGUGUGGCAUGGUGCUGUCUCUGGCCUGUCUCGACACGCGGCAGAGAUGUGAUCGCAAGGUCUUUUACCCCCGAGCCAUUGAAGACAUCCUGGUCAUGCUGCACGACAACAUCCCACCGGACAACCCCAUGAGCCGUAUGGUACAAAUCGCCGACGACUUUUGCAAUAUUGUGCGCUCGAUCAAAUCCGAGCAUCAUCAGCAUGCCGCAGCGCCGUUAGGAUCCCACGAUUCUACUAUCGUGCAGGAUCUGCACCGUGAGCAGCAGCAGGCGGUUGCGGUUUCGCUAUCGCAGUCCACCCCCAGCCAGGCCAAAUCUGCUCGCAUGCCGCGGACACAAGAGAACCAAUCUCGGCCGUACGAGGCUGCUGCUGCUGCUGCUGCUGUGUCUCCCGCGGCCGAGGUGGAUGGAUUGCCGUCGUGGACUGGGCCGCCAGUGCCAGCUUGUCCCGGUGGAGAGGUCGGCGCGGUGGACAACAGAGAGGAAGCACUACCACUCCCCGUUACUUCUUCGGCAUGGGACAUGCUGGAAAACUCGCAGCAGCUGAUCGAUUCCAUGCUCGACUGGGACUUGUCGCAGGUCUUUGGGUUUGAAGGGGGCGGUGGCGGUGGAUGCGGAUCCAUCAUGAACAACAACCCUUUCCUCGCCUGA
Molecule: messenger RNA, 2724 nt
Organism: Fonsecaea multimorphosa CBS 102226
Lineage: Eukaryota; Fungi; Ascomycota; Eurotiomycetes; Chaetothyriales; Herpotrichiellaceae
Exons: 1
Coding region: 1-2724 (907 amino acids)
Biological process (GO): DNA-templated transcription; regulation of DNA-templated transcription
Molecular function (GO): DNA binding; zinc ion binding; DNA-binding transcription factor activity, RNA polymerase II-specific
Source: RefSeq, a predicted model, not a curated record